AUGGGAAAGGGCUUCUUUAUCAGUAAAACUGUCGGGAUAGCAGGGAUUGUGUUAGCCGCUGGAGCGCUAGCCACAAUCAUCGCACUCUCUGUGGUCUACUCCCAAGAGAAGUCCAAGAACAAUGAAAAUGAGGUUAAACCCACAGGUGCAAUAACAACAUCAGUUCCAACAACAGAACCAUCCAAUGAACCAUGGGACCAGUGGCGCCUUCCACAGGCUCUUAGUCCACAAACCUACAAUGUCACUCUGUGGCCACGGCUCCAGCCGGAUGCAACUGGACUCUACAUCUUCACAGGGCUGUCCAGCGUGGUCUUCAGAUGUGUGGAAAAGACAAACCUCAUCCUCAUUCACUCCAACAAGCUGAACAUGACACAGCAACCCACCUUGACAGCACUUGGAAGCAAACCAGCUCCUACCAUUGAAUCAAUUGUGAUGCACACAAAAACACAGUAUAUGGCGAUUCAUCUGAAAGAAGAAUUAACUGCGGGGGAAAGCUACGAGCUCUACACAGAAUUUGUAGGCGAGCUUGCAAAUGACUUGGGAGGCUUCUACCGAAGUGAAUACUAUGAGAAUGGAGUAAAAAAAGUGGUCGCCACAACUCAGAUGCAGGCAACAGAUGCCAGGAAGGCAUUCCCUUGCUUUGAUGAACCUGCAAUGAAAGCGAUAUUCCACAUUACUCUUUACCAUGAUCCAGCAACCGUAGCCCUCUCCAAUAGUGUUGUGAAAGACGAGGUUAACGUCACCAUAGAUAACACUCUUGUAACCAGAACAACAUUUGAACCGACAGAAGUGAUGUCGACAUAUUUGUUGGCAUUUAUUGUCAGCGAUUUCAUCUACAUUGAAGAAAUAAUUGAAGAUCUGCAGAUUAGAAUUUUUGCCCGUCAAGAAGCCAUAAAUGCAGGACAAGGGGAUUAUGCGCUCAGUGUGACUGGAAAAAUUCUCAGAUUCUUUCAGGGCUAUUACAAUGUCCCCUAUCCACUGCCCAAAUCAGAUCAAAUUGCUCUGCCAGACUUCAACGCUGGAGCAAUGGAAAACUGGGGCUUAAUUACAUACAGAGAGACGGGCCUACUGUAUGAUGAAGAAAUAUCCUCAAAUGGAAACAAAGAGAGAAUUGUUACUAUUAUUGCCCAUGAACUUGCUCAUCAGUGGUUUGGAAACCUUGUGACUAUCAGGUGGUGGAAUGAUCUGUGGCUCAAUGAAGGUUUUGCGUCUUACGUAGAAUAUCUUGGUGCAGAUGAUGCUGAGCCGGGUUGGAACAUUAAAGAUUUGAUCGUUCUUAAUGAUGUGCACCGAGUUUUUGCCAUUGAUGCACUGGCCUCGUCUCACCCCUUGUCGUCUAAAGAAGAGGAUAUCCAAAGACCAGAGCAAAUUAGCGAAGUGUUUGAUACGAUUUCCUACAGUAAGGGGGCAUCUGUACUUAGGAUGUUAUCUGACUUCCUGACUGAGACAGUGUUUACUCAAGGCCUCCGGACUUACCUGGAUCAUUUCAAAUACAGCAACACGGUAUACACAGACCUUUGGGAGCAUCUUCAAAGGGCUGUGGACAGCAGUGGUACCACUCUUCCCAGAUCUGUGCAAGAGAUUAUGGACCGCUGGGUUCUUCAAAUGGGCUUUCCUGUGGUCACUAUUAACACUGCAACUGGCCAGAUUACACAAGAGCACUUCCUCCUGGACCCUGACACUAAACCAGACAGGCCAUCAGAAUUUAAUUAUGAGUGGUUAGUACCAAUUUCAUGGACAAAGAAAGAAGCAGCAGAACCCCUAUAUUGGCUGUUGGAGAAAACUACUCAAAUGGAUCAGAUGAAAACUAGUGGUGAUGUGUGGGUUCUGGCCAACAUCAAUGUGACAGGAUACUACAGGGUUAACUAUGAUAAUGAAAACUGGCAACGCCUACUUACUGUUCUCAGGACAUCAAGUCAGAGCAUUCCAGUUAUUAACCGGGCACAGAUAAUUGAUGAUGCUUUUAACCUGGCCAAAGCAGGAAUUAUUGAAACAACAUUGGCUCUAAGAACCACACUGUUCCUCGACUCUGAAACGGAGUACAUGCCGUGGGAGUCUGCUCUUGAUAACCUGGACUACUUUUACCUCAUGUUUGAUCGCACAGAGGUGUACGGCCCCAUGCAAACAUACGUUGGAAAUCAAGUGAAGAAUUUGUUUGAAUACUUCACAACGCUUACAAAUUGGGAGGAUGUGCCUCAAGGACAUACUGACCAAUAUAAUCAAGUUAAUGCACUCAGAGUUGCUUGCAGCACUGGGUAUGAAAACUGUACGACUCUCGUCAAAACAUGGUUCAAACAGUGGAUGGAAAAUCCAAAUGUCAACCCUAUUAAGGCCAACUUGAGGUCCACAGUGUACUGCAGUGCCAUUGCUGCAGGUGGUGAGAAGGAGUGGAACUUUGCUUGGGAGAUGUUUGAAAAAGCCACUAUUGCUUCAGAAAAAGAUAAACUGAGAGCUGCAUUGGCAUGUGCCACCGAGCCUUGGUUACUGAACAGGUAUCUCAAAUACACUUUGGAUCCAGAUAUAAUUCGGAAACAAGAUGCCACCUCUACCAUCGUCAGCAUUGCAAGCAAUGUGGUCGGCCAACCAUUGGCCUGGGAUUUUGUUAGAGCCAACUGGGAGUACAUUUUCAAUGAGUAUGGAGGUGGAUCUUUCUCUUUCUCCAAUCUGAUCAAUGGCAUCACAAAGAGAUUCUCAACUGAAUUUGAAUUGCAACAGCUGAUACAGUUCCGGGAUGACUACGCUCACAUAGGUUUUGGUUCCGGAACCUUAGCCAUUCAGCAAUCCAUCGAGAGGACUACCGCCAACAUCAAAUGGGUCGAGAAGAACCAACAAGCAGUCUUAGAAUGGUUUAGAAAUCCACUGUAACUCUAAAAAAUAAGCACAUACUGUAGUUUGUUCGCUCUGAGGAGGAGAGGAGCACUGGGACAUUGUCUAGCUUGGGCCUAGAUGAGCAUUAAAAUAAAUUAUUAUUUAUUAUGGAUAAUGUUGAAUCCCAGUAUAUUCCAGAGCUACUUUCUUCCUAUGAUGAUGUACAGUAUACAAAUAUCUUUCUUUAAGGCAUGCCUUGUUAUAAUUAUAUGUUUUCCCUUAGAUUUUUGUUUUGUAAACAAAUU
Messenger RNA from Carassius gibelio (silver crucian carp), 3113 nucleotides. RefSeq names its product aminopeptidase N-like. Gene Ontology annotation, cellular component: cytoplasm. NCBI's taxonomy places the organism in Eukaryota, Metazoa, Chordata, Actinopteri, Cypriniformes, Cyprinidae. Gene Ontology annotation, molecular function: metalloaminopeptidase activity; peptide binding; zinc ion binding. Gene Ontology annotation, biological process: peptide catabolic process; proteolysis. Bases 1 to 2865 code for a protein of 954 amino acids. The record is from RefSeq and is a predicted model, not a curated record. The transcript is spliced from 20 exons.